This is a messenger RNA of Clupea harengus (Atlantic herring), 2180 nucleotides long. Its product is annotated as interferon-induced protein with tetratricopeptide repeats 5-like. Bases 409 to 1701 code for a protein of 430 amino acids. The transcript is spliced from 3 exons. Lineage: Eukaryota; Metazoa; Chordata; Actinopteri; Clupeiformes; Clupeidae. The record is from RefSeq and is a predicted model, not a curated record.
CAACUGAUGGAUAUAAAGACCUGAAGCAUCUGGCAGAAAGAACGGUGAAACAUGAGAGUAGUAAAAGUCAUAUCAAUUGCGCCAUGAAAUUGGGACUAUUGGGAGGGGUCAACAUCAUGGCACAGAUAGAUAGUGCUUAUCAGCGGAACAUUUUAGAGCACAACAAGCAGACUGGGGAGGCUGAUAUCGUGCCUAAAGCUCUGUGGGAAGUGCGAACUGGGCCUGCAUGGUCACGACGAGUCAGCCGACUCAGUAAACCCAGGCAUUUUUGAGACGAUGUGCGAGGGCAACAAGACACUACGAUUCGUAGACGGGCACUGACGCUGUAAAAGUGCGAGUUCCACACGGUGCCAGCUCAUUGUAUCACUCGAGAGUACCGAGCAAUCUAAACACUGAGCUCAAGACAACAUGAGUGCUGACAAACUGACAGGAGGUGGCAAACUAAAAAAUGUGGAGUGUCUCUUCACAUGGGACGUGGACAAAGAUGACAUCAGCGACUUGAAGGGUGUCCCAGAGAAACUCCUGCACCGCAUCAAGUUCUAUCCUCGCAAGUACCACGCCACUUACUUCAACAUCCUGGCCUUUGUGAGUCACCUGCAGGGGAAGGCCGACACCGCCCUUGAAUACCUGGGCAACUCCGAAGCCUUGCUGAAAGAGGACAAGCGAGAUGAGGCAGACUUCCUGGUCACCUACUCCAGCUUCGCCUGGCUGCACCAUCACCUGGGCAACCUGGAUGACAUGGAGACUUACCUAGGCAAGUUGAAGAGCACAUGUGAGGGCCGAGAGAUCGCCGUGGAAGCAGAGAAAGGGUGGAGCUUCUUAAGGUUGGGGGCUAAGUUAUAUCCAAGGGCCAAGGAGAGCUUCCAGAAGGCUCUGGAAGCCAAGCCUGACAGUGUGUCCUACAACGUGGGCUAUGCUGUGGUCCUUUACCGAUUGGAGGAGCUCGUCAGGAAGGAUGCUAAGGUCAAGCCCAAAGACAGCCUUGCAGCCAAACAGUUACAGAGAGCCUUGGACCUCGACCCCACCAACGCUGAGGUGAUGGUCCUCUUAGCCCUGAAACUCCAACACUUAAAUCCUUCGAAAUCCAGAGAGCUGAUCCACAAGGCCCUCACGGAGUGCCCAGACACGCCCCAGAUAACUAGGUACAUUGCCACAUACUUCAGGAGAGAGGGUUCCACUAAUGAAUCCUUAGAAAUCUUCGAGGAGGCCGCCAAGAGAGCUCCCAACUCCUCCUUCCUCUACCACCAGAUCGGUCUCUGCCACUGGCAAAAGAUGAUCGAUAUGAAGUCCGACGGGUUGAGUGCUGGCGGCACAGAGGUUAAGGCAGCCCGCGCCGAAAGCAUCCGUUUCUUCCAGAAGACCGUGGAGCUGAAGCCAUCAAACACAUACGCCUGGGUGCAUCUGGCGGAAGCCUAUAAAGAAAGCGGACAGCUGGAGAGGGCCGAGCCCAUUUUCACCAGGCUGAUUUCAGAUGAGUCCCUGACCGAUGCUGACCAACAGCACUGCCACACUAAGUAUGGGAAUUUCCUGAUGUACCAGAGGAAGAACAACGCCAAGGCCAUAGAGCAGUUCAAGAAGGCGUACAAGAUCAGGAUCGACUGCGGAAACAGGAGUCUGGCUCGGCAGAGACUUAUGAAGUUAGCGGGUCAAAAGUCUAAAAUGAGAGCCAAGGAGGGAGCUUGGCUUUUCUGUCUGAAGUAGACUAGCAGUAGACAACCAGCUCCAGCUCCAGCUCCAGCAGCAGCAGCAAAUGUCAGUGGGCCUACUGACAGCUUCCAAACAAAGAUGACUAUAUAAAAUAAAAAUACAUGCAUGCAUCUUUUUCUAAGCUAUCUGACACUUAAUGUUUUAUGCCUGCGUGUACUUUUUGUUCUGUUUUUUUUUUUAAAUAUAUUUUUGAAUUGCUGAAUUUUACAGAAUAUUAUUUGCAUAUAUUAAUAUGAUUGGUGUUACUGUGUAUAUAUGUUACGGUGUAUGUAUUCUGCUGUUAGGAAAUGAAAUAAACAAGCAUUAAGAUUUCACAUUUAUGUACAUUAUGGCUCUUUUUAGUUUUCUUUAUGCUUAAUAAAUGUUUCAGCUCUGAAUAUCUGACAAACUGCUGGUGUGUAAUAUUGGUGUCUAACGUAGUCUAUAGCUCAGUUUGAAUGUUUGUGUGAAAACUAUUCUGUUUUAUGAAUGAU